This is a messenger RNA of Desarmillaria tabescens, 1694 nucleotides long. RefSeq lists its product as uncharacterized. The coding region runs from base 362 to 1342 and encodes 326 amino acids. NCBI's taxonomy places the organism in Eukaryota, Fungi, Basidiomycota, Agaricomycetes, Agaricales, Physalacriaceae. The record is from RefSeq and is a predicted model, not a curated record. The transcript has 12 exons.
CAGAUUCCAACCCCCAUCUCAGGGCCACUUCACCCUUUCUUCCCCUCGGGCCUUCUCAUCGAGUUCAACAUAUGCAACUCGGGUUUUCUGCGCUGGAAACGGAGAAACACAGUGCCCUUUUUUUUGCAUUUCUGAUCUUAGAAUCUGUUCAUUUAGAUUUGUUAAUGAAUGCGGCGUCAAGAUUUCAAGGUUCCUUUAUCGCUGCCGGACAGACCAAGAGGCCAGACAUACCACGCCCCACGCCUUCGGGAUAUGAACUUCAUUACCUCGGUUCUCUUUUUUCCCCGUCUUUUCUUCCGCAUCAUAUAUAGCAUCCUAGUCUCGAGAUCUCUUAAAUUCUCGCUGAUCUUCGUCACAUUUCAUGGUCGACUGGAAAUCCUCUGCAGAGCUGUUGAAGGAUGCCGACGCAUUUUCCAAAAUAAUACAUUUCUUGUUGGGCGUUUAUAUCUGGGAAUGGGCUAAUACUGUGAAUUUCGAAUAUGCUAUCGUCACUGGUAGGCAGAGGUUCAGAUGGCCAUUGGUAUUUUAUUUCUACGGGCGUUAUGCGAUGUUUGGUGGAUUAAUUGGUUUCGUUAUCGCACUCAAUGAGACAACCACUCGCAUGAAUUGCAGUGUUUUGUACACAUUCCUGCAGUUCUUAGGUAACACCGCUCUGGGCGCCGCAAGUAUCAACCUUUCCAUCCGAACGAUCGCUAUAUACUCCCAAAAAUUAUCCAUCGUGAUACCAAUAUCCGUGAUUAUCCUUGGGCAUUGGGUCAUAAUACUCUGGUCGGUUACGAAUGUCAAAGCGACCUGGAUUGACGGGUCCGGGUGCGCCAUCACAAGCAGUAACCCGAAGCUCUUCGUGGCCAUGUAUGUUUACAGUAUGGGAUUCGACUUCAUUGUCAUGUGCUUGAUGGCAUACAAACUCGGCUUCGUUAAACGAAACCAGCAUAGGAGCCAAAUCGUGCAACUGAUGUUCAUAGAUGGUCUGGGAUACUUUCUUACCGCAUUUUUGGUCAAUCUCGUAGCCGUGGUUUUUUCCGUGCUCAACCUCAAUUCCAUCCUGUCCAUCAUUGCUGAUGCCCCUGCAAGUACUCUUGCAACUAUUGUCUCAUGCCGUGUUGUGCGGCGUUUGUAUCAAUUCCAGCGGAAAGGCGUGGAUAUCUAUAGCCAUAAUACGUCUAGCGGCCUUAGGUCCGGUCGGCAGAAUAACGUCUCGACGUCUCACAGGACGGCUAACGAAGUCCAUGUCCAGAUGAACACGUUUGUGCGAUCGGAUGUGAGUUACGAUCCGCCUGCACAGCCGAAGGCAGAUGAAGAUGCAAAUACUAGUUCGGAAGACAUUAAGCACCAGCUAUAGGACAGUCUCCCUGGUUGCCAAUUAUCCACUUGGAACGUGGAUUCGAGUCCAUAUUACUAACUCUUUCUGUACGGCGUGGUGGGUUGGGAUGGAAAUUUUAAUGGAAAGCGCAUUGCAUAAAACUUAAAUUGCGCAUUCCGAGGUUACGAUGUUUCUAUGGACUUUUUAUACUUGUCGGAUAUUAUUGCCGCUGUGUUUUGUUGGCCGAUCAUUAUAAUUUUCUACGUAAAACUCACUAGCCAAGCGAAUAUGCGACUCCUUACCUUGCACUUGAAGUUGCGAGAGUAUUAGACUGCAACCAGUCCGUAUUAGUAGACAGUAAACGUUUGAAUCCGCAGAGCUUUCGUCCAGA